This is a messenger RNA of Alternaria alternata, 1680 nucleotides long. Its product is annotated as FAD/NAD(P)-binding domain-containing protein. NCBI's taxonomy places the organism in Eukaryota, Fungi, Ascomycota, Dothideomycetes, Pleosporales, Pleosporaceae. Bases 369 to 1598 code for a protein of 409 amino acids. Gene Ontology annotation, molecular function: FAD binding. The transcript has a single exon. The record is from RefSeq and is a predicted model, not a curated record.
UUGUCUUCACUCAAAUCGUCAGGCGUUUACAAAGCGCAGCGGCUUGCGGCUUUCAUCAUUGACCAUGAAGACUAAUGUCGACCAACUCUGCUGCAUCGCGAAGCACGCAACUGUGUGCGAGGCUUGGUAAUUGAAAGCAUCGAGGUGCGGAAAGAGAUGAACCGGUGCUUACUGACAGCGCGACGGCUUAUUAGAAAUCACGCCCCUUUGGAUGCCCCGGAGCUCCGACGCGGCCCCCACUUGCCCAAUGAUGUACUUGACGCAAUACAUCUCGCGUCUUCCUCAACACCAAGCGCGACUGCUAUAAUAGGAGCCAUGGCGUCUCUUGUCAAGCGCCCUCCACACUCCGAAUCAACCCAUCGCCCACCAUGAGCACCCCCAAGCCAAUCCUCAUCUCCGGCGGCGGCCUUGCCUCGCUCCUCCUCGCCCGUUCGCUGCACCGGUCCAAAAUCCCAUUCCUCGUCUUCGAACGCGACGCAUCCAUCAUUUUCAGAGCCCAAGGCUACCGCCUGCGACUCUCAGCCCAGGGGCUCGAUGCCAUUGAGGAAGUCCUCGGCCCCACAGGCUUCCAGAAGUUCUACGAUGCUUGUGGGAAAACAGGUGGGGCCGGCUUUGCAGCCAUCAACCCGCUGACGGGCGAGACAGUGGGUGGAGAUGCUCCGAGCGUGAGGAGCGAGCCUUUGACAAGCAAGGACGGUAAGGUGGUGGGCAUCUCGCGCGGCGACAUGCGCAAGCUGUUCAUCGAGGGCCUAGAGGACAAGGUGCGCUGGAAUCACCACGCCACAGCAUACGAAAGGACGGACAAUGGUGUGCGAUUGAUUUUUGCCGAUGGUACUAAGUCGGAAGAAGGAUCCAUGCUGGUUGGAGGCGAGGGCGUCAAGAGCGCAGUAGGCGCUCAGCUGUCCAACGGCGCCAUCAAAGUUUACGACCUUGGAUCGAGAGGAAUCCAUGGACAAGCUCCAACAUCCGCUUUUAGGGCCUUGGGCGAAGGCGUCUUCCGAUUCGCCGACGACACGUCGCAACCAAACGGCGGCAGGGUCUUCAUCAUCACAAAUGUACGCGCUGGUGAUAUGGAUAACCCCGAUAUCGACUUUGGCUGGACCAUGAUUGGCUCGCCAGGUGUCAUCAAGGCACCUAAUGACAACUACACCAUUACCGGACAGCCUGUUGCAAAAAUUGCCAAAGCCCUCACUUCGCACUACCACCAGCGUGUCAGACCACUGUUCGAGAAUAUGAAAGAAUCUGAAGCAGCUUUCUGGAAGAUCACAUGCUCUGACCCGAGGGGUGUUCCGGAAUGGCCCAACGAUCCUCGAGUUACUCUUGUUGGCGACGCUGUCCAUGCCAUGACGCCGGCGGGCGGCAACGGUGCGAACACGGCUGUGCGUGAUUCAGCUUUGCUUGGUCGAUUGAUUGCCGAAGCUUGGGAGAGAGGCGAUGGCGAUAAAUGGACUGGUGUGACAGAGGCAUACGAGAAGGAAAUGCGCAUAUACGCAUCUGAGGCUGUUAAGACUAGUUACGGGCAGGCUACAGGGAUGUUCGGUAUCGACCUUGACCUCGAGACGACACCCACGAUAAACGAAUACAUGGCGCCGAAUUAAGGCUAAAUCUUGGAUUACAUCCUACCUCACACUACUACAGUAAUGUAUGUCAAGAGUUAUAGUAUAGACAUGAAGAAUCUAA